Messenger RNA from Microthlaspi erraticum, 306 nucleotides. The record is from the annotation of a GenBank genome assembly. Lineage: Eukaryota; Viridiplantae; Streptophyta; Magnoliopsida; Brassicales; Brassicaceae.
AUGUACUUUCCGGACUGGAUCUACAAAGAUCUUGAAAAGGAAGACAGUGGAAGACUUAUUACCAAUGAUGGAAUCAGCAGCAACGAAGAAGAUGAGACAUUAAAGAAGAUGACACUGGUGGGUCUGUGGUGUAUUCAGUCUUCCCCAUCAAACCGCCCACCAAUGAACAGAGUGGUGGAGAUGAUGGAAGGAAGUCUUGAAUCUCUUGAAGUGCCUCCGAAGCCUGUCUUGCAGCAAAUUUCAACAGCGCCGCUUUCUGAAUCUUUUUGGAUUUCUGAGGAGAGUUCAACCGCUUCUGAGGUAUGA